GGCUCAGCAGGCAGUAGCAGUGGAUCCACUGGGGCUGGAACAGCAGGAGCAGGGCGCCAGACCACGGCUCCAUCAUCCCAGGGCUCUGGCACCACUGGACCAUCUUCUGUUGUCUCUCAGACUUCAAGCCAGUCUAAGGAAGGAUCUGAAUCCACAGGCUCAUCUGUCAUAGGAUCUGAUUCCACUUCAACCUCCUUGGUGUACCCAUGGGCACCACUGGAUUCUCUUCUACCCUGCUGGGCACUACUGCUUCCUCGGUGGGCAUUGUCACAACCACAAGAGUUUUUCCUCAGGGAUCCUCUGCUGACACAGCUCCAGCAGUGUGCCGUGGUCCACUGGGAGAAGAAAAAGUGCCUGGAGACACAUGGACGGCCAACUGCCACCAGUGCACCUGCAUGGCUGCCAGGUCUGUGGACUGCAGACCCCGGGAGUGCCCCGCCCCACCCACAUGUGGAGCCGGAGAGAAGGUGGUCACCUUCUCAUCUAGUGAUACAUACCUGCUGUGA
Molecule: messenger RNA, 506 nt
Organism: Erinaceus europaeus (western European hedgehog)
Lineage: Eukaryota; Metazoa; Chordata; Mammalia; Eulipotyphla; Erinaceidae
Product: apomucin-like
Exons: 3
Coding region: 207-506 (99 amino acids)
Molecular function (GO): protein binding
Source: RefSeq, a predicted model, not a curated record